CUUUCCCAACGCUAGAUGACUCGAUUUCGUCUCGGUCUUCCCCUGCCGGCUGGGCAGAGGCACCAGGAUCAGACAGACACAUUCCCUGUGGACGGCGCUCCCAUCGGAUGACUGGAGGGACUGGACACCAGGCGCAGGCAGUACUUCAGGGUGACCAUAAAUCUCCCAAACAUCCACAACGGCUCGCUCUCUCAGCUAAGGCGACAGCGCUGCCAUUUUGGAUCCUGUUCAGCCGCGCGAAGCCGGCGUUUGCACAGAUUUUCUGACGUCAUAUUAAGGCGCACCGGGCGCGCAGACUUCUGGGAGAUGAAGUCCUUGCGAAGGCAGCGCAUUGAUUGGGAGCGCGGGAGCCAGGACCCUUUGCGCAGGCGCGUUGCUUACCCGACCUGAAGAGGCGCCGUCUUCCCGGGUCCCGAGCACUCUGUGCCGGAGGACUCUGCCCUUGUCUACAGGGAGAGCACACAGGAAAGAAUGGCUGCUGUGUCUCCGACCACCAGAUGCCAGGAAUCAGUGACAUUCGAAGACGUGGCUGUGGUUUUCACAGAUGAAGAGUGGAGUCAUCUGGUCCCCAUACAGAGGGACCUCUACAAGGAGGUGAUGCUGGAGAACUAUAACAGCAUCGUGUCAUUGGACUGGAAAACUAAGCCUGAGAUUCAUGAUGCUUCAGACGAAAAAUCAGAAGGAUCAUUGAGGGAAUGCCUUGGAAGGCAAAGUCCUCUGUGUCCUAAAUUUGAAGUUUAUGCACCCGAUGGCAGGAUGGGAACAGAAAAGCAAAGCCCUUCAGGGGAGACUCGUAAGAAAUCUCUCUCCCGGGAGAAAGGCGUGCGGCGAGGGUCAGCCCUGCCCAGGGAAGUUCUCACUAAAGAGAGACACCAGGAAUGCAGUGACUGUGGGAAGACCUUCUUUGACCACUCAUCCCUCACCCGCCAUCAGAGGACUCACACUGGGGAGAAGCCCUACAGCUGCCGUGAGUGUGGGAAAGCCUUCAGCCACAGGAGCAGCCUCAGCAGACAUCUGAUGUCGCACACCGGGGAGAGCCCCUACGAGUGCAGCGUGUGCGCAAAAGCCUUCUUCGACCGCUCGUCCCUCACUGUCCACCAGCGAAUCCACACCGGAGAGAAGCCCUUUCAGUGCAGCGAGUGUGGGAAAGCCUUUUUUGACCGUUCGUCCCUUACUCGACACCAGAGAAUUCACACUGGAGAAAGUCCUUAUGAAUGUCAUGAGUGUGGGAAAGCCUUCAGCCAGAAAAGCAUUCUUACUCGCCACCAGCUAAUCCACACUGGCAGGAAGCCGUACGAGUGUAACGAGUGCGGGAAAGCUUUCUAUGGGGUCUCGUCACUGAACAGACAUCAGAAGGCUCAUGCCGGGGACCCUCGCUAUCAGUGUAACGAGUGUGGCAAAGCUUUCUUUGACCGCUCAUCCCUUACGCAGCAUCAGAAGAUCCACACUGGAGACAAGCCAUAUGAAUGCAGCGAGUGCGGGAAAGCCUUCAGCCAGCGGUGCCGGCUCACGCGGCAUCAGCGCGUCCACACGGGAGAGAAGCCCUUUGAAUGCAGCGUGUGUGGGAAAGUUUUCAGUUCAAAAUCUUCCGUUAUUCAGCAUCAGCGGCGUUACGCCAAGCAGGGAAUAGACUGAGUUGGGUGAAAGCUUGGGUGGGACAAGAACUUCCAUACAAAUUCGAGAUAGGUCUCCCCUGUCUUAAACAAAGCUGCCAUUUGCUCAUUCUACCCACCCUGGCUGCUGCUGUCCUGGCCUGCUU
Molecule: messenger RNA, 1759 nt
Organism: Mandrillus leucophaeus (drill)
Lineage: Eukaryota; Metazoa; Chordata; Mammalia; Primates; Cercopithecidae
Gene: ZNF2
Product: zinc finger protein 2
Exons: 5
Coding region: 472-1635 (387 amino acids)
Biological process (GO): negative regulation of transcription by RNA polymerase II
Molecular function (GO): DNA-binding transcription repressor activity, RNA polymerase II-specific
Source: RefSeq, a predicted model, not a curated record